Messenger RNA from Chenopodium quinoa (quinoa), 985 nucleotides. Its product is annotated as methylesterase 3-like. Gene Ontology annotation, molecular function: methyl jasmonate esterase activity; methyl indole-3-acetate esterase activity; methyl salicylate esterase activity. Bases 575 to 985 code for a protein of 136 amino acids. The record is from RefSeq and is a predicted model, not a curated record. Lineage: Eukaryota; Viridiplantae; Streptophyta; Magnoliopsida; Caryophyllales; Amaranthaceae. The transcript has a single exon. Gene Ontology annotation, biological process: salicylic acid metabolic process; jasmonic acid metabolic process.
AAUCAACCCAAAUGAGUCGUUCUUUCGGGGACGGAGGGAGUAUAAAAUAACAAAAUAACCUCUAUAAUGGUGAUAGGUAACCCCUAUAUGUAAUACUGACUGGGGCAACCCCUAUAAUACUGACAAAAUAAUCCUUUAACACUGACCAAAUAACUACUAUUAUACUAGCGAAGUAACUCCUAUGAUGGCUAGCUACAUCGUAUGGCCAACUACAUAUAAGAAUUUAAUCUACUUUAUAUAGAUAAAUUUGCUCUCAUCUCUUUUUAAGAAAUUGAUUUUGUAAAAAACAACCCUAGUAUAAGUUCAACCACAUUAUUUUUUUUUAAAAAAAAAAGCAUGGGUCACUUAAAGCAUGAAGGGAGUAAUAAAUAAAUAAAUAACCAAAUUAAAGAGAAAGAAAAAGAAUACGUGCCCAAAAGUCCAAAAUACACCUUGUCAAAAACAAAACGAAAUAAUAAAUAAAUAAAUAAAAAUCCAAAAUACACAGAUUUGAAACUCUUUAUAUGAGGCACACAUUCUCCUCCUACAUGUCCAAUUAAUCCCACACCCAAAAGAAGAAAAAAAAUAUAGAAAAAUGGAAGAUACUAAUUUUAGGAAAAAACAUUUUGUACUAGUACAUGGUGCAUGUCAUGGUGCAUGGUGCUGGUACAAGCUUAAGCCUCUACUAGAGCAUGCCGGGCAACGUGUUACGGUGCUCGACUUGGCGGCUUCGGGGAUUAACCCGGCAAAGAUAUUUGAACUUCAUUCUCUUCGCGAUUACACCGAGCCAUUAAUUCAAUUAAUGACAUCUAUUCCUGAUGAUGAGAAAGUUGUUCUUGUUGGGCAUAGUCUUGGAGGUCUUAGCAUUGCUUUGGUUACGGAAAUGUUCCCUCAAAAAAUUGAUGUUGUUGUUUUUCUUACUGCUUUUAUGCCUGAUACUCGUCACACCCCUUCUUUUAUUUUUGAUCAGGUAUUCAUACGCUUCUCAAUUUUUAUAUGCUAUUGA